Toxotes jaculatrix (banded archerfish) is the source of this 1691-nucleotide messenger RNA. Its product is annotated as kelch-like protein 10. NCBI's taxonomy places the organism in Eukaryota, Metazoa, Chordata, Actinopteri, Toxotidae. The record is from RefSeq and is a predicted model, not a curated record. The transcript is spliced from 4 exons. Gene Ontology annotation, molecular function: protein binding. Bases 68 to 1615 code for a protein of 515 amino acids.
AGCUCUCUUCAGUCGCUGGCCAACCGCAGACAGCAAGGUCUUUAACAUAUCCGGCCUGUCUCCUGGCAUGAUGGAGCUCAUCAUUGAGUUUGCAUACACCGGCUCUGUUGCUGUGACAGAGGACAACGCACAGGACCUAAUGCUGGCAGCUGAUCUGCUCAAUGUGAUGGACGUCGUACAAACCUGCUCCGACUUCAUCUAUGAGCAGCUUUGCCCACAGAACUGCAUUGGCAUCUGGCAGUUCACAAAUACCUGCCUCAGCUCUGAGCUGCGGCACAAGGCCUACCGCUACAUCACAGAUCACUUUGAGGAGGUUCUUCCCCACGAAGAGUUCCUGCAGCUCACUGCACAGGAACUCACUGAACUCCUUGACAGAGAUGACCUCAAUGUGAGAAGGGAGAGUACUGUGUUUGAGGCCAUCAUUCGCUGGAUCACCCACAUACCUGAAGAACGAGAAGGGCACAUCACUGUGCUUUUGUCAAAGGUCCGGCUGGCCCUGAUAAGUGUAGAGUACAUCAGGAUCAAUGUGAUGUCCAAUGAGCUAGUGAGGAACAACACUGAGUGCCUGCAAAAGGUCCAUGAUGCCAUCCAAACCUUGUGUCACGUCCUACCAAACAGCUCCUUCACAUUUCAUCUUGCCCGUCCUCGCCUACCUAAUGCCUUGCUGCUGGCCAUCGGAGGCUGGAGCGGUGGUGAUCCAACCAACGGCAUUGAGGUGUACGAUUUUCGCGCUGACCGCUGGAUCAAUGUGACAAACAACCUGGAGCGUCCUCGUGCCUAUCACGGUGCUGCCUUCCUCAAUGGAUAUGUCUACUGUGUUGGUGGCUUUGACAGGGUGGAGCAUUUCAACAGUGUGCGCAGGUUUGACCUGAGCACACAGACUUGGCAUGAGGUGGCACCCAUGUACUGCCGCCGCUGCUAUGUGAGCGUAACAGUGCUCAACGGGUGCAUCUAUGCCAUGGGAGGCUAUGAUGGACAUGCUCGACUCAGCACCGCAGAGCGCUACAGGCCCGAAACCAACCAGUGGAGUCUUAUUGCACCCAUGCACGAGCAGAGAAGCGAUGCCAGCAGCACAACUCUCCAUGACAAGGUUUACAUUUGUGGUGGUUUCAAUGGGAAUGAGUGUCUGCAAACAGCUGAACACUACGAUCCAAAGACCAACCAGUGGACAAUGAUCACCCCCAUGAACAGCAGGCGCAGUGGAAUUGGAGUCAUUGCAUAUGCAGACCAUGUCUAUGCAGUCGGCGGCUUUGAUGGCAACACCCGUCUGAACAGUGCAGAGGCUUACAACCCCCGGACCAAUACCUGGCAUGGUAUAUCCCCCAUGUUGACCCCCCGCAGCAACUUCGGCCUUGAAGUGAUUGAUGACCGGCUUUUUGUUGUUGGGGGCUUCAACGGCUUCACCACCACCUAUAAUGUGGAGUACUAUGAUGCUACAACAAAUGAGUGGUCUGCGGCUUGGGAGAUGGAGAUCUUCCGCAGUGCCUUGAGCUGCUGCGUGGUGUUUGGACUCCCCAACAUGGCUGAGUAUACUGCCUCUCGUGACAUAUUGCCAUUUGUACACUUUGAGGAUGAGGGGGAGGGGUCAGUCGACUCCAUUCAACACCUGGACUGAUUUUAACACAGUCCUGCCCUGUGCCACCAUCCAUCCUGGCAAGACUGUAACAAAAUAAAAUAAAAUAAAAUUUCUU